Chelonia mydas (Green sea turtle) is the source of this 4599-nucleotide messenger RNA. RefSeq names its product mitogen-activated protein kinase kinase kinase kinase 2 (gene MAP4K2). NCBI's taxonomy places the organism in Eukaryota, Metazoa, Chordata, Testudines, Cheloniidae. Bases 217 to 3225 code for a protein of 1002 amino acids. The transcript has 32 exons. Gene Ontology annotation, molecular function: ATP binding; MAP kinase kinase kinase kinase activity. Gene Ontology annotation, biological process: protein phosphorylation. The record is from RefSeq and is a predicted model, not a curated record.
ACGGCAGGGCGCUCGGCUCAGGCUGUCACAAGUGAUCAGUGAUGUUCACGGCAGAGAAGGAUAAUUUGGUGCCGGCUCCGGGCGAGGAAGGGGGUUGGGAGCUGCCUACUGCUCAGCUUAGAGCGUGGAUGGAUUUUCCUGCCCGUGUGUAGGUGGGUUGUGGAGCCACAAGACUAUUGCGGGUGCGUGGCCUUGUGCUGGAUCACCCCUGUGCAAAUGGGCUUCUCGGAGUUGGGUACAGAACCCAGGAGUCCAGACUUCCAGCCUCUCCCCCCACGAGGCCCCCACUCCUCUCCCAGAGCUGGGAUAGAACCCAGGAGCCCUGACUCCCAGCCCCCGUUUGACCCGCUAGGACCCCCUCCCCAAGCUGCUCUAAAGCAGGGAGGGGGUGGCUGUGCUCUUUGCAGGCUCCUGUUUCUGCGGGGAGGGGAAGGGUCUCCAGCAGGAGCAGCGUGUGACCCCUUGCCCUGGCUGCUCUCCCCACCAGCAAGGCUGAUUUUCCCUCCCCACCCCACCCCUCCCCCGUCCCAUCAGCAGUGCCUGUCCCCUCCCCUGUUUGGGGGUGUGACCCCCUUCCUUCUCCCCGCCCCCAGGGGGGCAGGGCUGGCUCCGCUUCCCUCCCCGCUGGUUCCCCGGCCGGCCGGGCCGCGCCGUACCCUGCUGCCCUGCGGUUCCCCGGGGACCAUGAGCCUCUUGCGGGACGUCUCCCUGCUGGACCCCCGGCUCCGCUACGAGCUGAUCCAGCGCAUCGGGGCGGGCACCUACGGCGAUGUCUACAAGGCCCGGGACACCCAGACAGCAGAGCUGGCUGCCAUAAAGAUCAUCAAACUGGACCCAGGGGAUGACAUCAGCUCCAUCCAGCAGGAGAUCACAACGCUCAGGGACUGUGGGCACCACAAUGUGGUGGCGUAUUUCGGCAGCUAUCUCAGGAACGACCGUCUCUGGAUCUGCAUGGAGUUUUGUGGAGGAGGAUCCCUGCAAGAAAUCUACCACACCACAGGCCCCCUCUCUGAGAAGCAGAUUGCCUACGUGUGCAGAGAAACGCUGCAGGGCCUGAGCCACCUACACGCCAAAGGCAAGAUGCACCGGGACAUAAAGGGAGCCAAUAUCCUACUCACCCUCUUUGGAGAUGUGAAACUGGCGGAUUUCGGAGUCUCAGCUGAGCUGACAGCAUCAGUGGCGAAGCGGAAGUCCUUCAUUGGGACCCCCUACUGGAUGGCCCCUGAGGUGGCUGCAGUGGAGAAGAAGGGUGGCUACAACCAGCUGUGUGACAUCUGGGCCAUUGGCAUCACGGCCAUUGAGCUGGCCGAGCUGCAGCCCCCGCUCUUCGACCUUCACCCCAUGAGGGCCCUGAUGCUCAUGUCCAAGAGCAGCUUCCAACCCCCGAAACUGAAAGAUAAAGCUCAUUGGUCCCCAGAAUUCCACCAUUUCCUCAAACUGGCCCUGACCAAGAACCCCAAAAAGAGACCCACAGCGGAAAAACUGUUACAGCACCCAUUCACCAGCCAGCCCCUUGCCCGCAUCCUGGCCACUGAGCUACUCGACAAGGUUAACAGCCCUGACCUGCCUGCCCCCUCCCUGGACGACGGAGACUUUGAGGCUUACGACAUCUUCCCAGACAAAAUCCAUUCCCGUGGGGCACAUGGCCAGGCAGAACGGACUCUCUCCGAAAUCCAGUUUAAUCACGUUAAAUUCGGGCCCCCACUGAGAAAAGAAACAGAACCAUAUUGUGGUCUGAGGGAAGAGGAGGAUGAUUGGACGUUGCUAGGCGCUGAAGAGAGUCUCCUGCAGUCUGUGGAGGAGGCGUUGGAAGAAAGGAGUUUGACCAUCCGCCCAGCAUCUGGACAGGUCCCCACCCCAGAGGAUCAGCCUGUGGGCCCUAACUGCGUCCCUGAGAAUGAGACGGGAACAAUCAAGAGAGCAUCGCUAUGGGACCUGAUGAAUUGGGAGCUGGAGGGCAUGGAGACUGGGGGUGGCUCAGAGACCAUGAGGAGACAGACCCCAGCAGGCAGCCGAGAGUCAGGUGACGUCCCACCCCCCCAGCACACUGGCUCCCCAGAGCCUGGAGCCUCCCUGCUCUCCACCGAAUGGGCCACCAUGAAGAGGAGGGAGGAGACAGAGAGAUCCAGCUGCCAUGGGUUGCCCCCCACCCCCAAGGUCCAUAUGGGUGCUUGCUUUUCCAAAGUCUUUAAUGGCUGCCCUCUAAAGAUCAACUCAGCUGUGACGUGGAUUCACCCGGAGACCCGAGAUCAAUACCUGGUGGUAGGGGCUGAGGAGGGGAUUUACACACUCAACCUGCAUGAACUCCAUGAGGACACCAUGGAGAAGCUCCUGCCCCACAGGUGUUCCUGGCUGUACUGUAUGAACAACGUGCUGCUCUCCUUAGCAGGGAAAUCCUCCCAGAUCUCCUCUCACAACCUUGUGGGCCUCUUUGAGCAGCGGAGGCAGCUGCAGAAGCGGCAGGUCCCCCUCUCCAUUGCCACCAACCGGCUGACUGAGCGCAUCAUCCCCAGGAAGUUUGCGCUCUCGUCCAAGAUAGCGGAUACCAAGGGCUGCCUCAAGUGCCGAGUGGUUCGGAACCCCUAUUCUGGCAACACCUUCUUGUGCGCUGCUCUUCCCUCGAGCCUGGUGCUGUUGCAGUGGUACGAGCCCUUGCAGAAGUUCAUGCUGCUGAAGCACUUUCCUGCGGCCCUGUCUAUGCCCCUGAGCCUGUUUGAGCUGCUUGUGGUGGAGACGGAAGAGUACCCCCAGGUGUGUGUGCGUGUUGUGGACCGAGAUCAGCCGAGCCAGGAGUUGGAGUUUAAUGUCCUCUCGCUCAGCACCAACUCCAGCCUCAGCACUGAGCCCUCUGCAGAUGGGGCUUCCAGUGUGGCCUGCCACGUGACUCAGAUGGACAGAGACACAGUCCUCGUUUGCUUUGAGCGGUAUGUAAGGACGGUGAACCUGUGUGGGGCCCCCAAGAGAGCCCUGGCCCCAGAGCUGACCUUCAACUUCCCCAUUGAGACAAUUGUGUGCCUUCAAGACAGCGUACUGGCCUUCUGGAAACAUGGCAUGCAGGGCCGCAGCUUGGAGGGCAACGAGGUGACCCAAGAAAUCACAGAUAAAUCCAGGGUGUUCCGGGUGCUGGGAGCCAACAGAGAUAUCAUCCUGGAGAGCACGCCCACAGAGAAUCCCUUGGCUCACAGCAACCUCUACAUCCUAACGGGACACGAGAGCAGCUACUGAGCGUGCAGAACUGCCUUUCCAACAUCCCGUGUAGACUGAUGCAGAGUGGGUGGAGGGGAAAUCCUGCUGUGAUGUUUAAACCGCUGACAGCUGAGAAGCUCAGUGGAGGCGCACAGGUAGCGGGAGCCUUGGGGAAAUAUUCCCAUGAGUGGGGCCUGUCUUCUGCUGCAGGAAUCCAUGUCAGAUGAGUUCUACUCUAUAAACUCUACAGUCCACUUGUCCUAUUGUCCAAAGUCUUCCUGAGAUAUACCCCUGCUUUUCAGGAGUGUAUGGAGAGAUUCCCUCUCCCCUUUUAGGGCCAGCAUCUCCUGAGACCCUUACGUCUGCAAUAAUUGACUACCCAGUCCAAAGACACCUCUGCAGUCUGUCUUGACUGAUACCUGUGCCUGUUGAAUGCUUCCCCCUCCCUCCCCGUUCUUAACCCUAAGAAGAUGUGUUCUGGAGACACAGGGUGAGUGUGUCCUCCUCCUCCAGCUUCAACAUGAAGACAAUCGGUUUUCUAGUGGAUGCAUUGUGUUCCCUAUGUAGCACUUAAGGUCCAGAAAUCUGGCACACGCCUUCAGCUGCAAAAGGAGUGGGAAAGCAAUUCUGCGUCUUGUCAUUCAAGGUGUGAGCAACGAGCAAUGCCUGAGGUGGGACAAACCUAUUGAAUUUAAUCAGUGGCUGGGAUAGCUGUUUGACUAUUUUGGUAAUGGUUGUGCCGAUUGCUUGGCUGGAUGUGUUUUGAUGGGGGAUGAGUGGGAUGGCUAGCUGGGCGUCCAGAUUGGCUGGUUUGAGCAGCUGGCUGGUGGCUUGGUUGGUUGGGUGUGGUGGUUAUUAGGAUGAGAUGAGUUCAUUUGGACGGCAGGGUUGGUUUAGAAGUGGCUGGGGCAGUGCUUGGGUUGAAUGGGGGGAAAUGUGUUUGGUUGAUGAGGCAGGUACAGUAGCUAGGUAAGGGACUUGAUUACUGAACAGGCCACUCGCUUGGUAGAGUGGGUGGCUGAUUGGUGUAAGAGAGGUUUGAGUGUGUCUGCUAUGGAGGGGCUGGGUGCAUGGCUGGCAUGACUGGUAUUUUGAGUGUGAAAAGAUGGGUGGUCAGAUGACUGCUUUGAAAUGAAGCAGAGUGCUUCAUACUGGCAGGCAGUAUGUUGCAUUGGCUGGCUGCUGGGAUGCCUUGUUCUUUUGCUACCUUGGAAACCAGUGCCAACCCCAAAUGCCAGUGUGACAGAGACCAGGAUCCUGGGGCUGACGGCUCUAGUAACUCAGGCAGUGGAAGCUUUCCUUUCCGUUUUGCUAAUUUCUCUGUGGUUUUUAACUGAAAGCUGGAAUUUAUGGGUAAAAGAAACCAAACUUGAAAAAAUAUGCUAUUUAAAAGAUAAAGAGAUAUUAAACCUG